GGCUAACACCACCUACUUCCUCCUCCACCUCUUCCCAGUGCUCCCACUAAAAACACAAAAAAAAGAAAGAAUUUCUUUUACGUUACAAAUAAGGGAUUUCUCAAUUUUCUCCUUAUAAAACCAAACUCAUUUACUCUUCUCACUUUCAAAUUCAAUUGCCCAAUUCUUCCAUUAUUCUUUCUCUCUGUACAAUCAGAAUUGGAAUUUUUUGUCUUCCUAAUUUCCAGCUUCUUCUUCUGAAAUAUCAUCAAUGGAGGGGAAGCUAUUGAGAGUUAAAUCACAUACUUGUGCCAAUUACAGUACUAUUCAUCGUAAUCAUGUUUCAAAGAAUAAUUUAAGAGUGCCCAUUUCUUCUAUUUUCACUCUAAAACCAAAAGGAAACUCUAUCAUCGUUAAGAAGGGUUCAACAGUAACAACAGGGUUUCAACCUAUCAAAGCUUCAUCAUCAAUGGCAACAUCUCAUUCUUCAAGAUCAGAAAGCAAGAAGAGAGUGGAUGAGAGUGACACCUUGACUUUGGACAGUAUAAGGCACUCCUUAAUCCGCCAAGAAGAUAGCAUAAUAUUUAGCCUUUUGGAGAGGGCUCAGUAUUCUUACAAUUCUGAAACUUAUACAGCUGACACCUUUGCAAUUGAUGGUUUUCAUGGAUCUCUGAUUGAGUACAUGGUCAGGGGAACGGAAACCCUCCAUGCUCAGGUCGGGAGAUACAAGAGUCCUGAUGAACAUCCGUUCUUCCCAUCUGACUUGCCCGAGCCAGUGCUACCACCAUUGCAGUACCCACAGGUUUUGCAUCCCAUAGCUGAUUCUAUCAACAUUAACCAUAGGAUCUGGGAUAUGUACUUUAAGAAGCUUCUCCCCAGAUUGGUUAAAGAAGGGAAUGAUGGCAACUGUGGAUCAACUGCUGUUUGCGACACAAUAUGCCUCCAGGCACUCUCUAAGAGAAUCCAUUAUGGUAAAUACGUGGCUGAGGCAAAAUUUCGAGCCUCCCCUGCUGUCUAUGAAGCUGCCAUUAAAGCACAAGAUGCAGAUAGAUUGAUGCAACUACUCACAUAUGAGGAAGUGGAAGCAUCAGUCAAGAGGAGAGUCGAAAUGAAGACAAAGACAUAUGGUCAAGAAGUUAACACUAGUGAAAAUACUGAUGGAUCUGACCCAGUCUACAAAAUUAGGCCAAGCUUAGUUGCAGAUUUAUACGGGGAUUGGAUCAUGCCCUUGACCAAGGAAGUCCAAGUCGCAUACCUCCUCAGAAGGUUGGAUUGAGAACUUCCUUUUGUCUUGUUUCACUGUUUCUUUCCUACUUAAAAUUGGGUAAGAAACAGUGGUUCUUGAUCCUUAUACUCAUUAGGAUUACUUACCUGAUGGUACCAUUGUUGAUAUAGAGGUGUUUAGUUAGUUCAGUUAGUUCGGCUGCUAUUUAUAAUCUGUUUACCGGUAGUUGGUUUCACCUAGUAUAUUCUAAGCUGUGCUGCAAUGUGAAAAGAAAGAAAAAUAUCGAUGUUUAUGCAAAUUUCUAUUUGUAAUUAGAAAUGGGUGCUUUUGCGAA
Molecule: messenger RNA, 1538 nt
Organism: Papaver somniferum (opium poppy)
Lineage: Eukaryota; Viridiplantae; Streptophyta; Magnoliopsida; Ranunculales; Papaveraceae
Product: chorismate mutase 3, chloroplastic-like
Exons: 6
Coding region: 251-1255 (334 amino acids)
Biological process (GO): aromatic amino acid biosynthetic process; chorismate metabolic process
Cellular component (GO): cytoplasm
Molecular function (GO): chorismate mutase activity
Source: RefSeq, a predicted model, not a curated record